Drosophila hydei is the source of this 1260-nucleotide messenger RNA. Its product is annotated as cold shock domain-containing protein CG9705. Gene Ontology annotation, cellular component: cytoplasm. The transcript has 4 exons. The coding region runs from base 452 to 880 and encodes 142 amino acids. Gene Ontology annotation, biological process: regulation of mRNA stability. Lineage: Eukaryota; Metazoa; Arthropoda; Insecta; Diptera; Drosophilidae. Gene Ontology annotation, molecular function: mRNA 3'-UTR binding. The record is from RefSeq and is a predicted model, not a curated record.
GACGCUGCCGACGCCAUUCAUUUUUAGUUUUGUAAAGAAAAGAACGAUUUCAACCACUUAUUGGCAAUAAAGUACAAAUAAAACGCCAAACUCUGAGCGUGAUCAUUGUGAACGGAGUUUAAUUUUGAAUUGUAUACUACUCUCGCUGUGCUUUAAACGAACUCCUUUGCCGGCAAUUAUAUUGCAUAUUCCGGCAAAUAAAUUGCAUCAGUAUUAGUGACUGGAUACAAAUUGCAAACCCCCAGGAAUACAGAGAAAUAUUUUCAAAUAUUUUGUAGCCGCCUAAACACGCAACACACUGCUUUUGACUUGGCUGCUGUCCAUUUGAGUGAGAAAUCUAAACACACGCGAAGCAAAGUGAAAGCCGACGCCGCCGACGCAACCAAUUUAACUUCAACACAUACAGUAAUCAUUCCUUUGCUGCUCCGCUAACAGGAAAAAAACACUAGCAAUGGCCGAGGCAAAAACACCCGAAAAGAUGCUUUCUACUAAACCGCCGGUCUAUCAUCAAAAUAGCCAUAGUCCAAAUGCUACGCUCCAGCUGCCGAGCCCCAUCAUCACGCGGCGCACACGCACGGCCUCGACGUCAGCGCGUGCGAUGGAAAAUCCAGUAGUGGCCGGCAUUGUGAAAUCCUUUAGCCGCACUAAAGGACACGGCUUCAUCACGCCGCAUGGCGGCGGCGAGGACGUUUUUUGCCAUGUUUCCGACAUCGAAGGCGAAUAUGUACCCAUGCCUGGCGACGAGGUCAAAUAUCGCCUGUGCGCCAUUCCGCCCAAGUUUGAGAAACACCAGGCAGUGCACGUGCAGAUAAGCAAUUUGACGCCCGAAGUGCACCACAAGUGGGAGGAGCCCGUCUUCUGUGGCUCUCCCGCCAAAUAGAUACUCUCGUCUGUAACGGCCUUCCACAGAAUUUAAUUAACUGGAGCACGCAGCAAAUGAAAACAAUAUAAAUAAAAAACAGUUGGUAAACGAACGCCGAUCAAGACAAACACAAAAAGAUAAAAACAGAACAGUAAAUGAAGCAUACAAAACGACUUAAUCAAUCAUACGCCACACAGCCAGCCAGCCAGCCAGUUUCAAUUAAAAGUCUUUAUUAUUAUUAAGCUAAGCAAAAAUAUAUAUUUAACUUGUGUCACAAUUGUGUUAGACUUUUUUGAAAAGACCAGUUUGAAGAUUUGAAAUGGAUUCGUCUUGAAAUCUGAAAUAUUGUUAUUUAAGAUCGAAAGAUAUUGAUUUGGAGCCUGUAACAGUAUAUGAAU